CAUGGCAUAACAUAAAGCAAGCUCCUAUAUAUCCCCGUUGUUGCCUCCAUUUCCGAUCUUCAAACCAUUCGAGCACUCGGAAGAAGAGGACAUCGGACGCUCCGAAGCAUUUUAGUGCCAGAAGAGAGAGACAGUAAGGACAAAAGAGAAUGGGCGAGAAAGAGGGCGCCAAGAACGAGGGCGAUCAGAAGGACGACGGGAAUGUCGCCGUCGUCCUCAAGAUGGACAUGCACUGCGACGGCUGCGCCAAGAAAGUCCGCCGAGCUGUCAGAAGUUUCGAUGGCGUUGAAGAUGUGAAGGUCGACACUGCUGCCAACAAACUAACAGUGACCGGGAAAGUCGACCCCACGAAGAUCAAGGAGAAGUUGGAGGAGAAGACGAAGAAGAAGGUGGAGAUUGUUUCUCCGCAGCCCAAAAAAGAUGGCGGUGGCGGCGAUAAGAAGCCUGAGGAGAAACCCGAGAAGAAAACAGAGGACAAGAAGGCAGAGGACAAGAAACCCAAAGAGACGACGGUGGUUUUUAAAAUCAGGACACACUGCGACGGUUGCAUUAAGAAGAUCAAGAAGAUCGUUUCGAAGAUCAACGGGGUGAACGCGGUGAGCAUUGACGGGGCCAAGGAUCUAGUGGUUGUAACAGGGAUGGUGGACCCCAAGGAACUGACUCCAUACCUCAGAGAGAAGCUCAGAAGGAGCGUCGAGGUGGUGCCGCCGCCACCGGCCAAGAAGGACGCGUCACCGCCACCGGCAAAGACGGACGAUGGAGCUUCGGACAAGAAGGAGAAAGAAGGUGGUGGUGAGAAGAAGGACAAGGAAGCAGGAGGCGGCGGCGGAGACAAGAAAGAGAAAGAAGCUGCUGCCGGUGGUGGCGAGAAAAAAGCCAAGGGUGAGAGCAAAAAGGAGGAUGGGGGCAGCAACGAGGCCCCGAAGAUGGAGAUGAGCAAAAUGGAGUACCCCGGUUACUCCGCGCCACCUCCGAUGUAUUGGCAGGGGGGACCCUCGUACGCUCAAAGUUACGGUUACGACUACUCCCACGCCCGAAGUUACGCCCCCAACUACGCCCACAACUAUGCUGUUGAGCCGUACAAUUACCAUGCGGGGUAUGCGAACCAAGGCUACCCGACUCACUAUGUGAACGAAGGCUACGGGAUGCCUAUGGAUCAGCGGUUGCACCCUAUGGACCCGCGCUUAAACCCCCCUCAAAUGUUCAGCGACGAGAACCCGAACGCCUGCUCCGUGAUGUGACAUAUUCCGAUGCCGAGGACCGAAAACCAAUAAAAUGUGAAAAAAAAAAUAUGGAACCAUAAUUGUAAAUACUUAAAAUCAUAGGUCCGGAAAAGUGACCGUGUGAAAUACAUUUUUGGAAUCAUGCAUUAGGUUAGAAGAAGACCGCCCAACUGGCCGGUUGGUUGGGCCGGUUCAGUUGUUGGGUGGUCGUUGGUUGGUUUUCAUUUGUUGUAUCUGGUUGUCUAAAAAAAAUUUUGUACUAAGUGCUGAUGAAAUCAAAUGAGAUAUCGAAGUUCCACUACGAAUCAAAUUUUAAUUAGUGUACACGUGGCGUACUUGCCAAUCUGUCAUCUCAAUGUUUCGGUGGAAUCUUGUCCUUUUGAUGUGGGUUUUUAUA
Messenger RNA from Rhodamnia argentea, 1620 nucleotides. RefSeq names its product heavy metal-associated isoprenylated plant protein 6-like. The record is from RefSeq and is a predicted model, not a curated record. The coding region runs from base 150 to 1241 and encodes 363 amino acids. The transcript is spliced from 5 exons. Gene Ontology annotation, molecular function: metal ion binding. NCBI's taxonomy places the organism in Eukaryota, Viridiplantae, Streptophyta, Magnoliopsida, Myrtales, Myrtaceae.